AUGCUUAGCCUUGAUAACUUUGAACAGACAGUAACAUUAAAUCAGCCAUUAUGCCAGCAGCAAAUGAGAGCGUGUCGACCGAACUUUAUUUACUAUCCAACAACAUUUCUUCUAACAUUUUCAGUUGUUCAUCUUGUUUUAUCAUUUUUCAUAACAGGAAUAUCAUUUGGCUGGCAUCAAGUGAUGUUUCGCUAUGAUAAUGUUUGUAAAGAAGGCGAAUUAUGCAACAUUUCAUUCAAUGUUGCUUACAAAUUGAAAAAACCUGUUUAUAUCUAUUAUCAAUUAGAUGAAUACUAUCAGAGUCAUUUUAGAUUUCGUCAAUCAUUUAACUAUUAUCAACUUCAUGGAAAAAAUCAAACAAAUUUACAAUCAUGCCAUCCUAGAAUAACUUAUCCUGGAAAUAACACUCAACUGGCCCCAUGUGGUCUCCGCGCAUAUUACAUGUUUAGAGAUACUUUCGAUAUUCCUAAUAUGACACCAAUGAAUACAACCCUCUCUUGGGCUCACGAAAAAGGUAAUUUAUAUAAGAACUUGAGCAAUGCUUAUACAAGCGAACAGCGUUGGAUGCGCGAAAUCGAACCUGAUGAAAUUUUAUCAGAUCGCUUCGAAAUUUGGAACAGAAUCUCCCCAAGUCCUAAAGUACGAAAGCUUUACUCAGUAUAUAACCAAUCAAUUAAUGAAGGAAAUCAUACAGUCCAAAUCAAAAUGUUAACUCCGAUAAAAGAAUACGGCAAGACCAGACAUUUUGUUUUAAUCUCGCAGUCAAAAAGUGGUGGAAGGAACUUCACUUUAAUUGGAAUUAACUGCUUAAUUUGUUUUGUUUACGUUGUUGCCGCUUUAGCAUCUUCAAUUAUCCAAUACCGACUGAGGAAGGAUCCUGCCCGCACUUUAAGAAGAGAUUCUGGCUUUAUUUAA
Messenger RNA from Trichomonas vaginalis G3, 915 nucleotides. Its product is annotated as aminophospholipid transmembrane transporter protein. The transcript has a single exon. Gene Ontology annotation, cellular component: endoplasmic reticulum; Golgi apparatus; plasma membrane. The coding region runs from base 1 to 915 and encodes 304 amino acids. NCBI's taxonomy places the organism in Eukaryota, Parabasalia, Trichomonadida, Trichomonadidae. The record is from RefSeq and is a predicted model, not a curated record.